Messenger RNA from Hypoxylon trugodes, 2492 nucleotides. RefSeq lists its product as uncharacterized. Gene Ontology annotation, molecular function: DNA-binding transcription factor activity; RNA polymerase II cis-regulatory region sequence-specific DNA binding. The transcript has a single exon. The record is from RefSeq and is a predicted model, not a curated record. Lineage: Eukaryota; Fungi; Ascomycota; Sordariomycetes; Xylariales; Hypoxylaceae. Gene Ontology annotation, biological process: regulation of transcription by RNA polymerase II. The coding region runs from base 334 to 2322 and encodes 662 amino acids.
UUGAGUGAAUGAAUGAGCGACUAACCAGCCAACCGACCUUGCGAAGAGAGACAUACCAUCCAUCUGUCAUUCGACCUUCUUAUUCCGACCAUUAUAGGCCACAUUAACUAUUCUAAUCGUCGCUUAACGUUUGGGUCUCACAUGUACUGUCCACUCGCCACCAAGACACUGGAAUCUCUCAAUCUUCGGUGGAAAUAAUCCAUUUCACCUCACUCAUCACGCAUAACUUUCUCACACGACCUAGUGAGACUGUUUCGACAACGUACUAUUUUGAGCUCCUACGAGCCUAUUCAUUCAACCUCGCUGUGAGCUUCGGCUCACGCCAAAUCCAGCAUGGCGCCUAUUGAAUUCACCAAGCCCGGCCUGGAGGCGCGGGGAGCUGAGCUCUCCCCCGGUGGAAUUGCGGGAACUGUCAUCGGCUGUGUUAUCGGAGGCAGCCUAUUACUCAUAGUUUUAGGCUUCCUUUACUUCCGAUUCAAACGGAAGUCCAGGGAGGCCAAAGAAGCAGAGAUAGUACCAACUGAGAAGGCUACCGCUGCCCAACGUAGGACCUUUUUCCCUCUCCCAGGCUUCCUGCCUAGGCAUGCCCCUGUUUCGCACACAAGUCGCCCCCCUUCCACGAAGGAUGACAUCGAUAGGAACGUCCCUGGCUUUAGUGACGGCUCGGAAUUCCAGCCGCAGACUUCUGGUUACGAGGAUGACUUGAUAAGAGAUCAUGAUAUCUAUUAUGCCCAUCAGAACUUUGGACAGCCACCUCUACCCCCAGGCAUUGACUUCUCUUUACCUCCUCAGCCGACAGCCUUUUCGACUACCAACGAACCUGGAGCAAAUCAGCCUUCGGACAAUGCUUCCCCAGCACAUGAAGCCGCCAAUUCUAGUUAUUAUGAUACCAGGAUCUCGAUGGAUUCGGAUCCUGAACAAGCACCGAUACCUCCAUCUAGGCAGAUGACCGAGCUUUAUGAAGCCCAGCUUAGAGAUUCACGAGAACACCGAAGAAGGAGUGGCUCCCUGACUAGUCGAAUUUGGAGCAGCAUUAAGAGGAAGCGGUCUACACACUCUUCGGCUCAAGGUGCUAGCAGUCCUCAGUAUUCGACUUCACAACAGUAUUUCCCUGCCUCGCCAGUUGAGAGUCCUGCGAGUAUCAAGCCAGUAUCGGGCUUUGAAAGCAAGGGAGAAAUUACUACGCAAGAAAAACACACCGCAGAUCGCUAUUUUGAAGAACCUGGCGAAAUGUCCGAAGAUGCGACUACAUUAGGUACUGGGAACCGGCUGGAAAAGGAUCAGCAGCAACACAAGAGACAAAAGCGAGGUGAUUCGCGGUAUGACGAAUUUCCUCUCCGAACCAGUUCAACAAUAAUACGAGAAACCACGGAGAAAGACCCCGAGCUGCCUUCAGCUGUCUUAGUUGGUCCGGACUCCACUCACGGGUUACCUCACUCAGCUCAGCCACAAUCCGAGACUCGGGUCCAAGAACGACUUAUGAGCCCGGCCAUCCCGGAGCCUAUGGAGCUGGAUGAGACUCUUGAUGAUGUACAUAGACCUUCUGUCCUCCAGGGCUCUCACUCUCCUCCUCUUCAGCCAGAAUCCUUCGUGUCGCCUAUGUCCAUCAUGCAACCAUCCAACCCCGUUGAGAAAGCUGCUUAUACGCACUACCAAAUGGAGAACUCAUUGUCUCCCCCCACGUUCCCCACGUCGCCGCCGGCCAUCAUUACGGAUGAGCCGUCGCAAGAACGCCUUGACGACCUCACUCAAGCCCACCAAGACGACUUUGAUGCCGAUAGUUUUCUCGACAUACCUAGUGACGAGGAUGAACCUCGCCUGUCCGGCGACUCGUACGAUUACACUACAACGCCGGGACAAAGUUCUACAGAUCCUUCUAUGGGGAGGACACCGGAUACCCGUAUUACCGUCUCGCCGUCUCCAUACCCAAUACCUCAUGAGCAUGUCAAAACAGAACCGGAGUCGAGCUCGUCGCCGGAGGUCUCAAAACUGUCUCCACAAUCGUCCGGUUAUAUAUGCGAAGAAUGUGGACGAUAUUUCGACCAGAUUCACAAACUCAACCACCAUAAGCGGUAUCACGAUCGCAAACACGAGUGUCCCUACCAAGGUUGUGACAAGAGGUUUGGUACGAAGACACAUCUCGACCGUCACAUCAACGACAAGCACGUCAAGUCGAAGGCCUACCAUUGUAUAGAGCCAACAUGCCCUUACUUCAAGGGUGGUAAAGCGUUCCCAAGGAAAGAUAAUUGGAGGCGACAUAUGGUCAAGAAACAUGGCGCCACCCCGAACGACUUGGAGGGAAUGGACGAAUCGGUUGGGUAGGUGUCGACGGAUACGUCAGGUUCAUAGAUACCGGCUCGUUGUAGCAUCGCCUCUACACCUAUUAUCUAUCUAGAUAUAUGGAGCGCGCAGUGCUAUAAGCGAUAUCAUAAUACCAUCAUCGAGACUGGGAUUAAGCUAUUGUCGCUUCACGUUGAUUCGUGAGUUGAUGG